This is a messenger RNA of Arabidopsis arenosa, 865 nucleotides long. The record is from the annotation of a GenBank genome assembly. Lineage: Eukaryota; Viridiplantae; Streptophyta; Magnoliopsida; Brassicales; Brassicaceae.
GGAUUUUCUUAUAGAGAUAUAUAUCUUCCUUACAGAGUCUCCUUCUCCUCCAGCUUUUUUUGGGUUUGCAAUUGUUUAGGGAUGGGUGAUGGCUGUACUAUUGAUCAUCCACUUCUCGCAAAUUUCGGCCGCCGUUAUUUCCCCAGAGUAUUAUAUAAGAUUGUGAAUGACCGUAAAACGAAUUCAGUAAUCUCAUGGGGCGAGAACGGCAAGAGUUUCAUCAUCUGGGAUCAGCAAGAGUUUUGCAGAGAUCUUCUUCCGAGGGUCGUUAGGAUAUCUUCUUUUCCAAUAUUCGUGAAGCGGCUUGAGACAUAUGGUUUUACAAAAGUUGAGUCUGACCACUUUGAAUAUGCAAACGAUGAUUUUGUGAAAGGGAAACCUAAGCUUGCUUUAGAGAUACAUAAGCGCUUCGUGGAGACUCUUAUCCGACCAAACUCUGUGUUUAAGCCACUAGGGAUAGAACCGGCUGCUUUGAAGGCAAUGAUGAAGCAAUACAAGGAGUGUCUUCCCCCUGGAACUUUUGACUUCAAGCCAUCAUUGCGCGAUCCGGAUGCUUUGAGGGCUCAUCUUAUGGAUGCCAUGAAGCAAGGGAGAGCUGUGCCAAAGGAUCCAUUAAGCCUUCACGAGAAAGAACUCGCUGCGACAUUGAUGGCUGAUCUCAAGGACGUGAUUAAGCGAAGAAAAGCUUUCUUAAUGGAAGCUUUGGCUGCUGCCGGUCCAUCAAGCGGCGUCACUCAGUGAUUUAUCACUCUUGUUCUUUUAUCCUCUAUCCUUGGACUAGUAAUAUAUUGUUGUCCUUUAAUUUCUCUUCUUCUUUUAUCAUUGCAAUUUGCUACAAUCUCUGAACUAAAUGCUCUUAUGAUCC